CAUCAUUUCCGUUAUUAGAGGCAGUAGUAUGAGGGUGUAAUACAAGGAGUUUAGCCGCCGAGUAACGCAGUCUUGACCCCCGCGAAUACAGCAGUGAAUAUCGAGGACAUGGGACCGUGAAAGUAUGGCGGAUGCCGAGGAGCCGGAGAAGAAAAGACGGCGAAUAGAGGACCUGACUGAGAAAAUGGCUGUAGAUGGUGGACACUGUGACAUUUCCUGCGACUGGGAUGGGCGGUGGAAUCAUGUGAGGAAGUUUUUGGAGAGACCCGGCCCAUUCACCCAUCCUGACUUUGAGCCCAGCACUGAGUCUUUACAGUUCUUGUUGGAGACAUGCAAGAUUCUGGUAAUUGGUGCAGGAGGACUCGGAUGUGAGCUCCUCAAAAAUCUGGCGCUGUCUGGGUUUCGUCUCAUUCAUGUGGUUGACAUGGACACAAUUGAUGUGUCCAACCUCAACAGACAGUUCCUCUUUAGGCCCAAAGAUGUCGGACGACCAAAGGCAGAAGUGGCUGCUGAUUUUAUCAACGGUCGUAUCCCUGGAUGUAAAGUUGUCCCUCACUUCAAAAAGAUCCAAGACUUUGAUGAGUCUUUCUACAGGCAGUUCCACAUUAUUGUUUGUGGACUGGACUCCGUUAUUGCCCGACGCUGGAUGAAUGGAAUGCUGAUAUCCCUCCUGAGCUAUGAAGAUGGAAUUCUGGAUCCCAGCUCUAUUAUUCCCCUCAUUGAUGGAGGGACAGAGGGCUUUAAAGGAAACGCUCGAGUCAUUCUGCCUGGCAUGACUGCAUGCAUCGACUGCACACUAGAGCUGUACCCACCACAGAUUAAUUUCCCCAUGUGCACUAUCGCUUCAAUGCCACGGCUGCCUGAGCAUUGCAUUGAAUAUGCCAGAAUCUUGCAGUGGCCCAAAGAGAAGCCAUUUGGAGAAAUCAGCUUAGAUGGUGACAAUCCAGAGCACAUCCAAUGGGUGUUCGAUAAAGCCCAAGAGAGAGCUGCAGAGUUUAACAUCACAGGAGUGACAUACAGACUAACCCAAGGAGUUGUGAAGAGGAUCAUUCCUGCUGUAGCGUCAACUAAUGCUGUUAUCGCUGCUGCUUGUGCCACUGAGGUUUUUAAAAUUGCUACAAGUGCAUAUAUUCCUUUAAAUAAUUACCUGGUCUUUAAUGAUGUGGAUGGCCUCUACACCUACACCUUUGAAGCAGAACGAAAGGAGAAUUGUUCAGCGUGCAGCCAGGUGCCACAGGAUCUGCAGUUUCCUCCCUCUGCUAAAUUGCAGGAGGUUUUAGAGUACCUGACAGAGAACGCCUCUCUGCAAAUGAAAUCCCCCGCUAUCACCACAACUCUGGAAGGGAAGAAUAAAACACUGUACUUGCAGUCUGUUAAAUCCAUUGAGGAGCGAACCAGGCCAAACCUGUGCAAGACGUUAAAAGAACUGGGUUUGUCAGAUGGACAGGAACUAGCUGUGGCUGAUGUCACUACACCACAGACUGUUCUUUUCAAGCUUAAUUUCACCACCUGAUACUGUACUUUGACACAAUGCACUGAUCUCUGAACUAGGUCUCACUUAAUGAUGUUACUAUGCUAUUACGGUAGUAUAUUUAAAACGAUGGUGUAAAUAAGGCUGUUAACAAAGGCUCUCAGUUGUGUUGUCUUAUGAGUGCAGAAAUCAAUUGACAUUGUUUUUCUAUUAGUAAUAUUGUUUACUCAUAUUUGUAUUUGUGCAUCGUAGCUUCUUUCCCAUCAGUCAAAUGAUAAUAAUGAUGUGCACUAAGCUGUAAUAAAGUUUUAUUAUUAUGAUCAUAGAGGAAGCCUAAUUUACGUCACACAUCAGCUACAUUUUUGUCAUUUCUCUUCACUGAGAAUCAACAAGGCAGUGUUUUGCUUGACUUUGAAGGACUAAAUACAGCUGUCAAACCUGGGCUACAUAUUCAACACAUAAUGGCUUUAAAAACAUACAACUCUGGAGGAAGCUUCUUAUUAAAAUAGAAAUGGCCAUUUUAUGUGACACCCUGUUAUUACAACUGAUUUGUUUUACCGUCUCCCCUUGUUUACUUUGUAAAUAUAUCAUGAAACAUGUUUUGUAUUUCAGUUUUCUAUUUUACAUUAGUGAUCUGUUGCUACUUAAAGUAAAUUGGGAAGACAUCUGGCAAACAAUUGCGCGUUUGCUUCUUUGGAAACUGGCCAUCAUAAGUUGUUUUAUGUAUAAAACAAAACUAAAAAAAAAUAAAGAAGUCAUAACAGCACAAA
Molecule: messenger RNA, 2241 nt
Organism: Sphaeramia orbicularis (orbiculate cardinalfish)
Lineage: Eukaryota; Metazoa; Chordata; Actinopteri; Kurtiformes; Apogonidae
Product: NEDD8-activating enzyme E1 catalytic subunit
Exons: 18
Coding region: 125-1513 (462 amino acids)
Biological process (GO): protein neddylation
Cellular component (GO): nucleus; cytoplasm
Molecular function (GO): NEDD8 activating enzyme activity
Source: RefSeq, a predicted model, not a curated record